Chenopodium quinoa (quinoa) is the source of this 1623-nucleotide messenger RNA. Its product is annotated as SNF1-related protein kinase regulatory subunit gamma-1-like. The coding region runs from base 9 to 1208 and encodes 399 amino acids. The transcript is spliced from 7 exons. NCBI's taxonomy places the organism in Eukaryota, Viridiplantae, Streptophyta, Magnoliopsida, Caryophyllales, Amaranthaceae. The record is from RefSeq and is a predicted model, not a curated record.
AACAAAAGAUGGAGAAUGAUUCAAAAGACUAUUCCUCCGCUCUCCAAACCUACCUUAACAACAUCUCCAUCUCCUCCUUGCCUGGCAUCAGAGAUGCACCAGUACUGGAAGUAAAGGCUGGGGAUUCACUAAGAGAUGCAAUACGCUUGCUGUAUGAGAAGAAUGCAGCAGUAGCACUCGUCACAGACAACUCUAGUGCUAAUAAUGCUGCCAUUUCAAGGCUUUCGGACCGCUACAUCGGUGUCAUUAGUUUUGCUUCCAUGGUCCUAUGGUGCAUAGAGAGGCUUAAAAAGUAUGAAACUAGUCAAAGCCAAAAGGAAGCUGGACAACAAGCUUUCGAAGGCUUCAUCUCGAGGCUAGAUCAGAAUCCUGAUUUGAAGCAAGCUAAGGUGGGAGAGCUAGCGAAAUACUUCCUAUGGGAUCCUUACAUUCCUGUGCAUUUGGAAGACGAUACUCUCUUUCAAGUGCUCCUGCUGCUAUCUAAGCAUCAGCUCCUCGUUCUGCCUGUCAUAGAACGAGCUACUGAUCAAGUUAUCGGUUUCAUUUCACAGAAUGCUGUAGUCAAGUUUCUUCUCCGAUCAAGUGGGUUAGAGUGGUUUGACAGCAUAGCUAACGUUUCCUUGUCAAAAUUUCGAUUUCAGAGGAAGAACUCUGUCUAUCAAGUAUAUGGAGAUCAAAGUAUUUCAGAAGCAUUGUUAGUUCUGUCGGAAAACAGAUUCGCUACUGUUGCUGCAGUAGACAGAAUGACUGGAGAGGUGAUUGGAACAGUAAGAAAAGAUGACAUCACCCUUCUAAACUACUAUCAACUGUUUUCUAAGUCCAAGACUAUGACUUUGGCAGAGUUCAUUAAAAUAGCCAGCAAUGAGGACAGCUACAACCUUAUUACUGAGAAUCAGCAGCAUGAUCUGGUGGCCCAAAGUCUCCGCCUAAGAAAUAAUUUUAUCCCGAGAAUGGAUUUACCAGUCAUCCACAAAGAAACUGACACCCUUAAGCAGGUCAUGGUAAAAAUGACAGAGACAAACAGUGAAUCCAGCUUCAUAGUUGAUGAAUCGAACAGAAUGAUCGCUGCCCUUACCUUCAAAGACAUUAUCAUAGAGUUUGCUCCACCUUGUUUGGAAUCAAGGAUCAAUGGAGGUGGGUUCUUUGAAUUCGCUUUACAGAAAACUGGAUGCCAUAUAGAAAAUGGUACCUUAGUGUCUGACCAGUAAGCCCCUCUGUGCCUUUUUUCUUUCUGUAAUUUAAAGUUAAGUGAAGAUGCUGUAGAAUUGACUGUUCUAAUCAGGUCGGUUGAAUGUCAUAAGCCCUGUCAAGUUAGGCUUCUUAUUAUUGUGUGAUCUUAAAACUGUACGAUUAUGUGUAGUGUGGAGCUCAAUGCUCAAGCUGACUCAAUUCUGAUAUUUAGGGUCUCCAGUCAGAUGCUUGGAGUUAAACUGAAUAUCACAGCAGAGAUUAUAACCAUCAGCCAUGUAAUAAACAAUCUCGAAUGAAAAUUAUCAUGCCAAAGGCAAUCUACAUAGUCUCAAACCACAAACUAGGCAAAUGGAGUACAAAAAUUUACAAAGAAAGCACAAUAAAAUUGAAAUAUCAACAAAGGAUCCCUUUAUAAUGAAUUAAUUGACAAAA